AUGGUCGUCACUUUUUUCUUUUUUUUCAAUAGGUUGAAUCAGGCAUCUUUUCAGGCAGUUCCAGAAGUAAAUGUAUGUGAUAUCAAGUGGAAUGAAUAUGUUCUGAUCGGCGAUUACUCUUCCUCUGCACAAUUCUAUGUCACCUUUGCAGUCUUUGUCUUCCUGUACUGCAUAGCUGCUCUUCUGCUUUACGUUGGUUACACGAACCUGUAUCGAGAUAGUCGAAAACUUCCCAUGAUUGACUUUAUUAUUACUCUUGUUGCCACUUUUUUGUGGUUGGUGAGCACUUCAGCGUGGGCUAAAGCUCUUACAGAUAUUAAAGUAGCUACCAGUCCCAAAAUUAUUCAAGAACUUGAGCCUUGCAGUAAGCAUCCAGGAGUGACCUGUUAUUUUGACUCUGUCACCAGUAUGGGAUCCCUAAAUGUCUCUGUGAUCUUUGGAUUUCUGAAUAUGAUACUUUGGGGAGGAAAUGCUUGGUUUGUGUACAAGGAGACCAGCUUACACAGUCCAUCAAACACUUCUGCA
Molecule: messenger RNA, 525 nt
Organism: Orycteropus afer afer
Lineage: Eukaryota; Metazoa; Chordata; Mammalia; Tubulidentata; Orycteropodidae
Source: RefSeq, a predicted model, not a curated record